This is a messenger RNA of Neoarius graeffei (lesser salmon catfish), 2413 nucleotides long. RefSeq names its product vesicle-associated membrane protein 5-like. The transcript is spliced from 3 exons. NCBI's taxonomy places the organism in Eukaryota, Metazoa, Chordata, Actinopteri, Siluriformes, Ariidae. The record is from RefSeq and is a predicted model, not a curated record. Gene Ontology annotation, cellular component: plasma membrane. Bases 221 to 517 code for a protein of 98 amino acids. Gene Ontology annotation, biological process: Golgi to plasma membrane protein transport.
AGGUCCCUUUAAAAACCAAACACAGAGCACUUGAGCUCACAGGACCUGGUGAGAGGCAAGAGCUCGCUCACACACGCACACACACACACACACACACACAGGCAAAGAGAAAUACGAGACAGACGUUAGGACCAGAGCUGCUGGAAGUUUAAGGUUGUCUUUCAGAUGUCCUUUCGAAGAUCUCAGUGACACAAGGACAAAGACAAGGAACCGUGACAACAUGGAGAACGGGCAAAGCCGGUUGCAGCAGGCACAGCAGGAUGUGGAAGAGGUUCGCGAGAUCAUGUUGGAUAACCUGAACAAGGCCAGUGAGCGUGAGGGGAAACUGGGAGAACUGGAGAACAGAGCUGACCAGCUACUGGAACAGAGCAAGGUUUUUUCCAAAACUGCAAACAAAGUGAAGCAAAAAAAGCAGUGGGAGAACUUGAGGCUGAAGGUGUUCCUGGCAGUCAUCAUUGGAGUCGUCGUAUUGGCCAUCAUCAUCACGGCUGUUGUGUUAAGCACCAGUGGGGAAUAACGGAAACCCAAUUCCGAUUGACACGCCAAAAGGAAGAGAAAACGAAUUGCUUUGUUUUGCAGGUUGCUCAGGAAAUCACGGAGUCGGUUCAUUUGUUAAACCCAAGCGUCAGGAUGCAUGCUAAAGCAUUCUAUCUGUCUUAUCUUUAAAUCUCAGAGGUGUGUGUAUGAGAUCUGAUGGUACUUGUGGACACUUGCUGCUGUCUUUGCUUUCAUUUCUACGUAAGUAACAUCUGUAACUGGCCUCUGUGCAGUAGUUAAUCAAACAAAUAUGUGUUGGAGGAACCGGCGGAUAAGGACUUUGAGAUGAAGGUGAACUUUCGGCAGCUUUUCUGCUGGAAAUGUUGAUGUUGGUCACACUGUUACUGUUCAAACUGAGGAACGAUGAAUAUUACAGUACAUCUUUAAAAUAGAUGUACUUUAUAGGGAUUACUGUUGGUGACGGGGUAUUGAUCUGUCAGAUCAAUAACCUUAUAGAAUCUAUGUCUAUACUGUCAGGACACUCUUCGGAAAAAAGAGGUUCCCUGUAGCACCCUAAACGUUGCUUGAGUCUAAAACUGUCAGUCAUUUUAGGACGAUAAAGUUCUGGCAGAGUGAAAAACAAUGAUUAUUAAAAUCUAUGACACGCAUCUAAUGCUAAGGUCUCACAUAGCCAGAAUCACUUCACGGUAGACAUCGGUAGAUGAUUUUUAGCCUUCCAGGGGCUUCCAGCACACGUUCCAGGCCCUUCCAUCAGAAUACGUGAGAGCCAGAGAGCUACUUUGACAGCCAGAAGGGUGUGGCUUCCAUCCCUGGAAAGUUUGUAGUGUUGAAAAUUGCUGUGGGUCAAGCGCUGGGGUCAGUUCAUCCGUCGCAACCAUGAUUGUAUCUGUGAGCAUCCUUGAGGCAUACGUGAGGCUUACGUGGGUGACUGUUGGAUUCCUUCACAAUAAUCAAGCUCAAAAUGUUCAUGGAACAAUAUUCUACAGAAAGUAAAAAAGCUUGCCUAGGGGCUUUAUUAGGUUAUUAGCUUCCUUAUUUCAUCUUGCCGUGGCUACACUGUACUGCCGCUGUGAAAACUGUACAUACUGCCGUCACUGCCAUAAGGCCAUAUGUCGCUAUAUGUCGCUACCGCCAUUGGUUUUACUGGCACUACCGUCAUGACUACCAUGGUUUCAUUUGCAUAUUUACUACGCCCAGAUUUAUGCAAUGGAUCGCCUGCAAAAUGUGCCGGAAUGGCCAUGGUAGGCCCCAGCCAUGGUUCUCACAGAUCAACCGGCUAUGUGUGACCUUAGCAUAAAAUGCACCAAUAGGAAGAUGGUGUAAAACGACUCCCAGCCAAACUCCCAGGACAGUUACAAAUAUGCUAGUAUUGGUAAUGAAACAUGUACAAAACAUGAGAUUUAAAAGAAGACAUGUUUGUUGAGUCGUGGUUAAAGCACACAAUCUGUAAAAAUCUUGACUUGCAUAUUUUCUAUCAUUGGAGAAUUUUCAUCGUAUAAUCUGACAUAUACACACAUUAUUGCACAAUCUGUUAUAGGCUUUGGUCAAGAUGUUAUUAAGUUCCUCUACAGGGUGUAAAUAGACUUUCCUUUUUAAAGGAUUAAAGUCAAACCCAUUUAGAAAGCUUCCAUUAUUAACCAUCCAAAGAACCAUUCGGGAAACUGUUUUUUCUAAGAGUGCAAGCUCAUUAUACAGUCAUUAGUAUCAGUAAAAAUAUUUAAUUUUUUCCCCCUCUAUAAUAGUUAAUACACCUUGUCAUUCAGCAUUGCAAGCUGUGUUCUUAGCAUCCGAUGUUUCUGAUGAAGGUGCGUCUGAAAUUUAUGCUGCUAAAAUAAAGCUUUUUUUUAAGUUGUCAGUUUGUUUGUAAGCCCCAUGUUUUGUUUUGUCUUAAUAUUAAAUACCAACAUUUCAUAUU